CUCUCUCUUUUCUCUCUCUCUCUAUCUCUCUUGCUCAGAUGGUCUAUAUAUUGGACGAAUCAAGGUCACUCUUUCUGUCCCUCUGAAAGAUCCCAACCUUUUCUUGUGAAGCCAGACAAAGAGAAGUAUCAGGGUCAUUCCAUUUCCAUCCAGCUGAAAUUCCCCAAGAAGAUAAGAGAAAAACAGAGAAAGGAGGAAGAAAGGCCGUUUCUGAGAGAUUCCUCCAGAUGAAGCCUCCCAAAUCAAUCACCUUUCUGUUGCUGCUGCUUCUCCUCUUCAUAACAGCACAAGGAAUACGUCUGAGUCGUGAGUUGAUAGCUGAAAUUCCCGCUGUGAGAGUCCAGAUGAUCAGAAAGGAAAGGAGCUCAAUGGAGAACAGAGUGCAGGGCAGCAGCCAUGCGAGACAUGCUCUCCAAUGCAGAGGUUCAUCAUGUUCAGGAAGUAGAAGAUUGCUUGCCAACACGCUCACUUCCACCCAGCUUGUGAGCGUGGAGAGUAAGGCAGAGAAGAAAGGAAGGCAAGAAGUCACACCUUCGGAUCAUGACGCUCCAGAUAUCAUGGACAUCGCAGGAAUGGAUUAUUCCUCUGCCAGGAAGAGCACUCCAAACCACAACUGACUUCAAAUUGUAGUGGAGAAAAAACAUAGUUUAGAAAGAUCAAAACGUACACACUUCACACCAUUCAUGAAAACAUGCCGCCUGUUCUGCGGAGGCACAAGUUUUUUGUACAUAACAAGUUCAUAUAUAUUACUUUUAUUGAAUGCAA
Nymphaea colorata (pocket water lily) is the source of this 765-nucleotide messenger RNA. RefSeq lists its product as uncharacterized. The transcript is spliced from 5 exons. Bases 228 to 617 code for a protein of 129 amino acids. The record is from RefSeq and is a predicted model, not a curated record. Lineage: Eukaryota; Viridiplantae; Streptophyta; Magnoliopsida; Nymphaeales; Nymphaeaceae.